Molecule: messenger RNA, 1981 nt
Organism: Phaedon cochleariae (mustard beetle)
Lineage: Eukaryota; Metazoa; Arthropoda; Insecta; Coleoptera; Chrysomelidae
Source: the annotation of a GenBank genome assembly
UUUGAUUUGUUUCAGAUCAGGUAGUUUACUAUAAUUGUCAUUAUGGGACCUAUAAACACCACAAAUCUGCUAAAACAGCUACGUGGGUUGAUGCAGAACCUGAAAUAUGUGCCAGAACCCAUCAGUGCUUAUAUAGUACCAUCAAGAGAUGCCCACAACAAUGAAUAUCUAUCAGAAUGUGAUCAAUUCCGUGCGUUCAUAACUGGAUUUGAUGGCUCAGCUGGCACAGCAGUUAUCACUGAAAAAGAUGCCUGUUUGUGGACAGAUGGUAGGUAUUAUCUACAAGCUAGUGAACAAAUGGAUUCCAGUUGGACUCUGAUGAAAGAAGGAUUGCCAACAACACCAACAAAAGGUGAAUGGCUGUCUAAAAGUCUUCCAAAAGGCUCAAAAAUUGGAGUUGACCCUAAAGUAUUCAGUUAUAAUGAAUUUAAUCCAUUGCAAACAAAACUAGAAUCUUCUGGUCACAAACUUGUACCUGUUAUCACAAAUUUGAUAGAACUGCUGUGGGUAGAUAGACCCUUAAGACCCACAAACCCCAUAAAACCACAUACACUUAACUACAGUGGUAAAUCAGUGGGUGAUAAACACAGAGAUAUUGUUGAACAAAUGAAAGAAAACAAUUCACAAUAUUUGGUUCUAACUGCACUUGAUGAGAUUGCUUGGUUUUUGAAUUUAAGGGGGUCUGAUAUUGAGUAUAACCCAGUUUUCUUUUCCUAUGUCAUAAUUUCAGAGAAGUCAUUUGAGCUCUAUUUAGAUGAAAAGCAAGACAGGAAGCUCAUAAGAGAUCAUUUAACUGCAGAAUUUGGGGAUGGUUACAAAAUUAAGCCCUAUAAAUCAAUUGAGGAUAGACUGAAAUCUUUAGCAAGUGAAGUAGAGGGUUAUAUAUGGUUUGCAGAGAACUCUAGCUAUGCAUUGAUUAACAUAAUCCCCAAGGAAAAUCGCCUUCUAACAAAUAACACCCCAGUGUCACUUAUGAAAGCUGUGAAAAACCCAGUUGAAAUACAGGGAAUGCGUAACUGUCAUAUUAGAGAUGCAGCAGCAUUAUGUUGCUACUUCUCCUGGCUGGAAAAGAACAUAAAAACUAGCAAAAUCACUGAAAUAUCUGGAUCAGAGAAACUGUUGGAGUUUCGUGAAAUGCAGGAUAAUUUUGUAGGGCCCAGUUUUGAUACAAUUAGCUCUGUUGGUCCUCAUGGUGCUAUCAUUCACUAUAGUCCUAAAAAAAGUACAGAUGUGCAAAUAACAGCUGAUCAGAUGUAUCUAUGUGACUCUGGUGGCCAAUAUUUAGAUGGUACUACUGAUGUGACAAGGACAUUGCAUUUUGGGGAGGCAACUGCAUUUGAGAAGGAGUGUUAUACUAGGGUGUUGAAGGGCCAAAUGAAGCUGGCUUCUAGAAUAUUUCCAACUAAAAUAAAAGGAAACUGUCUUGACGCCUUCGCCAGAGAAUUCCUGUGGCAGGUCGGCCUGGACUACGGUCACGGCACCAGUCACGGCAUCGGCUCCUACCUCAACGUGCACGAGGGCCCCAUGGGCAUCUCCUGGCGGCCCUACGCCGACGAUCCGGGCCUCCAGGCCGGCAUGUUCCUCUCCAACGAGCCGGGGUACUAUCAGGACGGGCAGUUCGGGGUGCGCAUCGAGGACAUAGUGCAGAUCGUGGAGGCUAAGCCCCCACACAAUUUCAAUGAUAGGGGGUAUUUGGCUUUCGAGACUGUUUGUUUGGUGCCGAAGAUGAAUAAGUUGAUUUUGGUGGAGAUGCUGACGGAUGAGGAGAUUAGGGAGUUGAAUGCCUAUCAUGAGAAGUGUAGGGAGGUGGUGGGGGCUGUUUUGGAGAAGCAGGGGCAGAUGGAGGCUAGGGAGUGGUUGAUUAGGGAGACUCAGCCUUUGGUCAGAUGAUUUGUUUUUCGUUGGUGUGAUUUAUGCUUUGUUCUUGUUAGAGUUCAUAUUGUUUUCGAGUUUUUCUGAUGAAAGAGUAAAUAUUUUCUUU